This is a messenger RNA of Dichomitus squalens LYAD-421 SS1, 1314 nucleotides long. RefSeq lists its product as uncharacterized. The record is from RefSeq and is a predicted model, not a curated record. The coding region runs from base 15 to 1151 and encodes 378 amino acids. Lineage: Eukaryota; Fungi; Basidiomycota; Agaricomycetes; Polyporales; Polyporaceae. The transcript is spliced from 4 exons.
CCGAAAGCGAAAGUAUGCGGCUCUGCAGCGCCGUUCCCGACUCAUCACCUCGCUGCACGAACAGGGCCGUCCCGUCUUUUCCCUUCUGCAGCGAACAUGCCGCGGAGCAUCAUGUCCUUGAGGAGCGGAUCAGGAUGGCUGCGCGCGAGGUCGAGCGACUGAAACCUAUUGCAGAAGACAUGGUCGCAGAAGGGACGACAGGAUACACUGGCAUCAGAGAAAUCAGGAGGGACGCGCGGGUCGUACGGUUGUAUAUGGAGUCUCUUGAUGAGCAAAUAAAUGCUGCGGUAGCGCUGAGGACAAAGUUCCCCCCUGAAGACAAGAAUGAGAGUGAGAAUUUGCUGCAGGAGAAGAAAGGAAACAUGGUCACCUUUUUGGAGGGGUUGGAGGAGAGGGCGCGAGAACUCGAGCUUGCGCAACUUGGGCGUCCACACGAGGAUGCUCUGAGCCAGGCCUCGGACGCACCUCCAGCCUAUCCGAUCCUCGACGCCCCGCACCCGCCGUACGCUUGCACGAAAAAUAAUAGCGACGACAGGCCUGGCCCUCGCAAUGCCCCUCAGCGGUGCACGGCGCUCAGGCGAAGAGAUGGGAAGCCUUGCACGUGGAAGUGCGUCUCGGGCCAGCGGUUCUGUGCAAUUCACUGCGUCGCACAUCCUGCCCACGUCUUUCCGACACGCAUGCAGGAAGGUCUGCUAGAUGUCAAGCGAUCGAAAGUCGUGCAAGGGCAGGGCGAGGCGUCUCGGAAAACAGAGGAAGUGAAGCGCUACAUCGGCGGGUUAUCAGACAUGGAGACAGCCAUCGAAGAGCAUCAGCGGUUGUUCUUGUGCCGGGAUACAGAAUCCCAUGUCGCCGUCCUCCGGGACUUGAGCAAACGACGGACACGUGCCGCAGUGUUGCUUGGACAGCUCAUGGGACGGCAGGAUACCAGGACCGCCGAAGAGCAAGGGCAGACGGAGAGAUGGGCGGCAGAGUUCCUGGCAGAGGUAAGGCAGAGGGAUGCUGAAGAACGUGGUAAAAUGGCGGGAGAUAUUGUCAUUGGCGCGACCGUCAGUGGUGCCUCACUGUGGUUCGGUGUGCCAUGGGCGCGGAGCAUGAUCUAUGGAGCGGCCACGGCCUUGGUAUCGAGAAGUGCGCGGGAGAAGGCUGCAUGAAGGGCAAUGCUAUGUUGUCCCUUCCUAUCGGCCAUAGGCCCACGGUGAGCCUGUGAAGCGAGAAUGGUGGGGGUGAUGAAUGAGAAGGCGAACGUCACAAUGACAAUGGGGCUAGGAGAUGUAGUACAUACUGCUGGUAGCCAGGUUAUCCACGUCAGGGCCG